CACGCUCUGGGUCUGUUCGCUUCUGCGCGCCACCUCUCCCGGCCUGGCAGUGGCGCAGCAGCGGGGUCUUGAGUCUCAGUCCGCGACACAGCGGGGCCAGCAGGGCUGUUCCUACUGCCUCCAGGAUUAAUAGUCCGCCUGGUUCCGCCCGCACCCCACUUCGAGGCCUCGGCCAUGUUCUUCAGGGCCCAGGUGAGGCGAGCUCUGCAGCGGGUGCCCGGGAAGCAGCGAUUCGGCAUCUACAGGUUCCUGCCCUUCUUUUUUGUCCUGGGAGGAACAAUGGAGUGGAUCAUGAUUAAAGUGCGCGUGGGCCAGGAGACCUUCUAUGAUGUGUACCGUCGAAAAGCUUCAGAAAGACAGUAUCAGAGAAGGCUGGAAGAUACAUCAGAGACCGAGCUUCACAAGUUAAUAAAGUAAAUGUGAAUUUUCA
This is a messenger RNA of Peromyscus californicus insignis, 430 nucleotides long. RefSeq names its product small integral membrane protein 4. Bases 175 to 417 code for a protein of 80 amino acids. The record is from RefSeq and is a predicted model, not a curated record. Lineage: Eukaryota; Metazoa; Chordata; Mammalia; Rodentia; Cricetidae. The transcript has 2 exons.